Messenger RNA from Anthostomella pinea, 1167 nucleotides. Lineage: Eukaryota; Fungi; Ascomycota; Sordariomycetes; Xylariales; Xylariaceae. The record is from the annotation of a GenBank genome assembly.
AUGGCCGCAUCUUUGACGGCGCCUCAAAUCGCCGUCGUCAAGGCGACCGCCCCUGUUCUCAAGGAACACGGCACCACCAUCACUACUCUCUUCUAUCGCAACAUGAUCGAUGCGCAUCCUGAACUUCACGACUACUUCAACAUGACGGACCAGAUCACGGGGGCACAGCCGCGUGCUCUCGCCGCCGCCGUCUUCGCCUACGCCACGUACGUCGACGACCUUGCGCAGUUGACGGCCCUGGUGGAACGCAUCGCACACAAGCAUGCCAGUCUCGGUAUCAAGCCAGAGCAUUACCCCAUAGUUGGCAAGUUUCUACUGGAAGCUUGGACGGCAGCGUACGCGUGUCUCGCAGACAUUUUCAUCAAUCGUGAACAGCAGCUCUAUGCUGCCUUUGAGAACUGGACUGGCUGGCGACGUUUCAAGAUUCAGCGGAAGGAAGUGGAGUCGACCGAGAUCACCAGCUUCUACCUCGUGCCCGAGGAUGGAGGAGCACUGCCGCUAUAUCUACCGGGACAGUAUAUCAGCCUUCGGAUGUUUAUCUCUCAAUUGAAACACUGGCAACCACGCCAGUACUCACUGAGCGACGCACCAAGCACCGACUACUACAGGAUCAGUGUGAAGAGAGAGAAAGGCAAGGAGAUCGGCCUUCCAGGUCUGAUAUCGAACAAGUUGCAUGAGGAAUACAAAGAAGGUGACGUGGUGGAGCUGACUCAUCCAACUGGCGAGUUCUUUGUAGACCUCGAGGACAAGACGCCACUCGUUCUCAUCUCGGCGGGAGUCGGGAUCACACCUAUGAUCUCAAUUCUGAACAGCGUCGUCGCCACCGGCUCUUCCCGCCAGGUCUCCUUGAUACACGGGGCGCAUAGUUCAGAGGCUCGUGCCUUUGGCGAACAUAUCAAAGAAGCAUGUAACAGCCCCAAUAUCGAUGCAACAGUCUUCUUGACCACAACUCACGCGCAGGAGGUUCAAGGGGUCGACUACCAUAUGGAGGGGCGAAUGAGGUUGGAGUUGGUCAGCCCGGCGAGCUUGCACCUAGGCGACACCACCGCGCAUUACUAUGUCUGUGGACCCUGUGCUUUCAUGAAAGACAUCCGUAACUACCUACUCGCUUCGGGGAUCAGCGAAGCCCGAAUACAUCUUGAAGUGUUCGACGUUGGGAACGAAUAG